UGCUGUCACUUUAAAAAUUUACUGAAAGAGGAGCCCGUCUGGCUUCCGAUCACUCUAGGCGGCGGGAGAUAGCUCCCUUUCUCCCUCGCCCCGGGUUCUUUCUGGAUGGCCGAGCAGAUUCUCUUUAAAGAGACAGUUCACGAAACAGAAACCCGGCGGCUGAGCUUGGAGUUGCGAAGGGGGACGCUCCCGUGAGGGUCUAGGUCUAGGACCUGGGAAGGCGCAGCGGAGGAUCUGAAAGGGGGCUCGAGCUCCCCUCGCCUCCCCAGGCCUCCCACCUUUGCAAACUCUCCUCCUCCCGCCUGUCCCCCCCACCCCCCUCUGGACCUGGGCGAGAGAAGUGGGAGAAGUUUUAGUGGGUUUCAGAUAACUUUCAUUACACAUCGGGCUGAUAAGAGCAAGAGAAAGUGAGAGAAGAGGGAGGUGAUGCGAACCAGAAAGAAGAGCUCUGAGCUCUUGUAGGAAGGGGGGCAGGAGGGGCAAAGCCCAGACACCCCAAACCCGGGUCACCCAGGCGAGAGGAGACUGCUUUUCUGGUUUUUAAAAACACACGGUUGGCGGACAAUAAAUCUGAAACGCGUGGUCCCGGCGAGCCGAUCCUAGAGGCGGACAAAGUUAUCAGAAACCCAUUCGGAAAUCGAGACGCGAGGCUUUUUUUUUUUUUUCUUCCUUUUUUUCUUUUUGAACCUCUCGAAAUGUGGCUGGGGAUCGUUUGAAAGGACUGUCCGGCAGGAAAGCUGGGGGCUGCGGAUGAUGUGAUUGGGUUUGUUUUCCUUCUCCUGUGAUUGCCUUGUCUUGCCGAGUUGAGGCCAUAGAAAUCGCAAGAUCUUAGAUGAGUUUUGCAAUGUGAAGUUCUGCAUAGAUGCUAGUGAACCAGAUGUAGGAAGCUGGCUCAAGUACAUCAGGUUUGCUGGCGGUUAUGAUCAGCACAACCUCGUUGCAUGCCAGAUAAAUGACCAGAUAUUUUAUAGAGUAGUCGCAGACAUCGCGCCGGGAGAGGAGCUCCUGCUGUUCAUGAAGAGUGAAGACUAUCCCCAUGAAACUAUGGCGCCGGACAUCCACGAAGAACGGCAAUAUCGCUGUGAGGACUGUGACCAGCUCUUUGAGUCCAAGGCUGAGCUAGCGGAUCACCAGAAGUUCCCGUGCAGUACCCCCCACUCAGCCUUUUCAAUGGUGGAAGAGGACUUUCAACAAAAACUUGAAAGUGAAAAUGAUCUCCGAGAGAUACACACAAUCCAGGAGUGUAAGGAAUGUGACCAAGUUUUUCCUGAUUUGCAAAGCCUGGAGAAACACAUGUUGUCACAUACUGAAGAGAGGGAAUACAAGUGUGAUCAGUGUCCCAAGGCAUUUAACUGGAAGUCCAAUUUAAUUCGCCACCAGAUGUCACAUGACAGUGGAAAGCACUAUGAAUGUGAAAAUUGUGCCAAGCAGGUUUUCACGGACCCUAGCAACCUUCAGCGGCACAUUCGCUCUCAGCACGUUGGUGCGCGGGCCCACGCUUGCCCUGAGUGUGGCAAAACGUUUGCCACUUCAUCGGGCCUCAAACAACACAAGCACAUCCACAGCAGUGUGAAGCCCUUUAUCUGUGAGGUCUGCCAUAAAUCCUAUACUCAGUUUUCAAACCUUUGUCGUCAUAAGCGCAUGCAUGCUGAUUGCAGAACCCAAAUCAAGUGCAAAGACUGUGGACAAAUGUUCAGCACUACGUCUUCCUUAAAUAAGCACAGGAGGUUUUGUGAGGGCAAGAACCACUUUGCGGCAGGUGGAUUUUUUGGCCAAGGCAUUUCACUUCCUGGAACCCCAGCUAUGGAUAAAACGUCCAUGGUUAAUAUGAGUCAUGCCAACCCGGGCCUUGCUGACUAUUUUGGUGCCAAUAGGCACCCUGCUGGUCUUACCUUUCCAACAGCUCCUGGAUUUUCUUUUAGCUUCCCUGGUCUGUUUCCUUCCGGCUUGUACCACAGGCCUCCUUUGAUACCUGCUAGUUCUCCUGUUAAAGGACUAUCAAGUACUGAACAGACAAACAAAAGUCAAAGUCCCCUCAUGACACAUCCUCAGAUACUGCCAGCUACACAGGAUAUUUUGAAGGCACUAUCUAAACACCCACCUGUAGGGGACAAUAAGCCAGUGGAGCUCCAGCCCGAGAGGUCCUCUGAAGAGAGGCCCCUUGAGAAAAUCAGUGACCAGUCAGAGAGUAGUGACCUUGAUGAUGUCAGUACGCCAAGUGGCAGUGACCUGGAGACAACCUCGGGCUCUGAUCUGGAAAGUGACAUUGAAAGUGAUAAAGAAAAAUUUAAAGAAAAUGGUAAAAUGUUCAAAGACAAAGUAAGCCCUCUUCAGAAUCUGGCUUCAAUACAUAAUAAGAAAGAAUACAGCAAUCAUUCCAUUUUCUCACCAUCUUUAGAGGAGCAGACUGCGGUGUCAGGAGCUGUGAAUGAUUCUAUAAAGGCUAUUGCUUCUAUUGCUGAAAAAUACUUUGGUUCAACAGGACUGGUGGGGCUGCAAGACAAAAAAGUUGGAGCUUUACCUUACCCUUCCAUGUUUCCCCUCCCGUUUUUUCCAGCAUUCUCUCAGUCAAUGUACCCAUUUCCUGAUAGAGACUUGAGAUCGUUACCCUUGAAAAUGGAACCCCAAUCACCAAGUGAAGUAAAGAAACUGCAGAAGGGAAGCUCUGAGUCUCCCUUUGAUCUCACCACUAAGCGAAAGGAUGAGAAGCCCUUGACUCCAGUACCCUCCAAGCCUUCAGCCACGCCAGCCACAAGUCAAGACCAGCCCCUGGAUCUAAGUAUGGGCAGUAGGAGUAGAGCCAGUGGGACAAAGCUUACUGAGCCUCGAAAAAACCAUGUGUUUGGGGAAAAGAAAGGAAGCAACAUUGAACCAAGAUCUGCAUCAGAUGGCUCCUUGCAGCAUGCAAGACCCACUCCUUUCUUCAUGGACCCUAUCUACAGAGUAGAGAAAAGAAAACUAACUGACCCACUUGAAGCUUUAAAAGAGAAAUACUUGAGACCUUCUCCAGGAUUCUUAUUUCACCCACAAUUCCAACUGCCUGAUCAGAGAACUUGGAUGUCAGCUAUUGAAAACAUGGCGGAGAAGCUGGAGAGCUUCAGUGCCCUGAAACCUGAGGCCAGUGAACUCCUACAGUCAGUUCCGUCCAUGUUCAACUUCAGAGCGCCUCCCAACGCCCUGCCGGAGAACCUCCUGAGGAAAGGCAAGGAGCGCUAUACCUGCAGAUACUGUGGCAAGAUUUUUCCAAGGUCUGCGAACCUAACACGGCACUUGAGAACCCACACAGGAGAGCAGCCUUACAGGUGCAAAUACUGUGACAGAUCCUUUAGCAUAUCUUCUAACUUGCAGCGGCAUGUUCGCAACAUCCACAAUAAGGAGAAGCCCUUUAAGUGUCAUUUAUGUGAUAGGUGUUUUGGUCAACAAACCAACUUAGACAGACACCUAAAGAAACAUGAGAAUGGGAACAUGUCUGGUACAGCAACAUCUUCGCCUCAUUCUGAACUGGAAAGCACAGGUGCGAUUCUUGAUGAUAAGGAAGAUGCUUACUUCACAGAAAUUAGAAAUUUCAUUGGGAAUAGCAGCCAUGGCAGCCAGUCUCCCAGGAACACAGAGGAGAGAAUGAAUGGCAGUCACUUUAAGGAUGAGAAGGCUUUAGUGACCAGUCAAAAUUCAGAUUUACUGGAUGAUGAAGAAGUAGAAGAUGAGGUGCUGUUGGAUGAGGAGGAUGAAGACAAUGAUAUUACUGGAAAAACAGGAAAGGAACCAGUGAUGAGUAAUUUACAUGAAGGAAACCCUGAGGAUGACUAUGAGGAAACCAGCACCCUGGAGAUGAGUUGCAAGACAUCCCCAGUGAGUACUUCCCAUGUGCCAGAGGAACUUAACCAGCCGUUACACAGAAAGUCCAAAUCACAGGCAUAUGCUAUGAUGUUGUCAUUGUCUGAGAAGGAGUCCCUCCAUUCGACAUCCCACAGUUCUCCCAACGUGUGGCACAGUAUGGCAAGGGCUGCCGCGGAAUCCAGCGCCAUCCAGUCCAUAAGCCACGUAUGACAUUCCCAAGGUUGACAGAGUGGGACCAAGUCCAGCAGUAGCACGGCUCUUUCCUAUAGGACUAUUUAAAAGACUGCUGAGCAGAAUGCCUUAGAAACCCAAAGGGUCACUCAUUUAAAGUCCGGUGACCUUAAACUGAAUGAGUAAUAAAAGAAAGAAAGCAAAAGAAAGAAAGAAAAAAGGAAACUAUUUAUUCUCGAUAUUUUGUUUUGCACAGCAAAGGCAGCUGCUGACUUCUGGAGGAUCGAUGCGACUGAGAGCGAUUCAAUGAACAUGAAAACCUUGCUGGGGAAAAGGCAUCUUCCAGUCCACCCUGCCCCAGAGAGGGAGUGGGGGUGGGAGGGGCAGUUGAGAUGGCAGCAUUGAUAGGAACGAACACUCCAUAGAAACUGAAUUCUUUUUUUUUUUUUUGUCCAAGAUCACCUGACACAUGAUUGGGAACAGUUGCUUUUAAUUACAGAUUUAAUUUUUUUUUCUUUGUUAAAGUUUUCUGCAAUUUAACCCUUUGAAGAUGGAAGUAGUUGGAUGAAAUGCACACUCGAUUAAUAGAGAAACUGAUAACAGGAAGUACUUGUUUCCCAUUAACUUUUUGCCUUCUUACGUACAUUGUUUAAAAUAGGGAGAAAGGGUAUGUGUAUAUUGUAAACUAUGGAUGUUCAAUGCUCAAAACAAGGUUAAGUAACCUGUCCAUCACCAGUAUCACUGUACCACUACACUAAUACAUGUUUGCCAAAUCCUUGUAAUAACAUCUUUUAUUUUAGACAAUCAUGUCACUUGUUUUUUUUUAAUGUUUAAUUUUUGUGUGUGUUGCGUGUAUCCUGUAUUUAUUUGUUGGCAAACUAUUGUUUGUUGAUUAAAAUAGCACUGUUCCAGUCAGCCACUACUUUCUGAAGUCUGAGGCACGCCCCUUUCCGAAUUUCCAAGGACCAAGGUGACUAGACCUGUGUAUGGGGGUGGUGCCAAACGGUGUUCGGCUUUUCUUAACAUUCCUUUUGUUGUUGUUGUUGUUUUGUUUUCCUUUCUUAAUGAGCUAAAUGCGAAUAGAUGCAACUUAGUUUUUGUAAUACUGAAAUCGAUUCAAUUGUAUAAACGAUUAUAAUUUCUUUCAUGGAAGCAUGAUUCUUCUGAUUAAAAACUGUACCCAUAUUUUAUGCUGGUUGUCUGCAAGCUUGUGCGAUGUUAUGUUCAUGUUAAUCCUAUUUGUAAAAUGAAGUGUUCCAGACCUUAUGUUAAAAGAGAGACGUAAAUAACAGACUGUAUUCAGUUAUUUUGCCCUUUAUCGAGGAACCAGAUUUGUUUUCUUUUUGUUUGUAAUCUCAUUUUGAAAUAAUCGGCAAGUUGAGGUACUUUCUUCAAAUGCUUUGUACAAUAUAAACUGUUAUGCCUUUCAGUGCAUUACUAUGGGAGGAGCAACUAAAAAAUAAAGACUUACAAAAA
Messenger RNA from Myotis davidii, 5484 nucleotides. RefSeq names its product MDS1 and EVI1 complex locus (gene MECOM). NCBI's taxonomy places the organism in Eukaryota, Metazoa, Chordata, Mammalia, Chiroptera, Vespertilionidae. The transcript has 16 exons. The record is from RefSeq and is a predicted model, not a curated record. Gene Ontology annotation, molecular function: RNA polymerase II cis-regulatory region sequence-specific DNA binding; histone H3K9 methyltransferase activity; DNA-binding transcription activator activity, RNA polymerase II-specific. Gene Ontology annotation, cellular component: nucleus. Gene Ontology annotation, biological process: regulation of transcription by RNA polymerase II. The coding region runs from base 1015 to 4047 and encodes 1010 amino acids.